This is a messenger RNA of Callorhinchus milii (elephant shark), 870 nucleotides long. RefSeq names its product proteasome 20S subunit beta 1 (gene psmb1). Bases 31 to 723 code for a protein of 230 amino acids. Gene Ontology annotation, cellular component: proteasome core complex. The transcript is spliced from 6 exons. The record is from RefSeq and is a predicted model, not a curated record. NCBI's taxonomy places the organism in Eukaryota, Metazoa, Chordata, Chondrichthyes, Chimaeriformes, Callorhinchidae.
GGCGCCUGCGCAUUGCGCCUGCGCAGCUCGAUGCGGCUGGAAGCAGACAAGAUGGAGGCGCUGAGCGGCCCCGUACAGCAUCGCUUCUCGCCCUACGCCUUCAAUGGAGGAACUGUGCUGGCCUUGGCUGGGGACGACUUUUGCAUUGUUGCUUCAGAUACACGACUGAGUGAAGGCUACUCCAUUCACAGCCGGGAUUCACCUAAAUGUUAUAAACUAACAAACGAAACAGUGCUUGGAUGUAGUGGUUUCCACGGAGACUGCCUUACACUCACAAAAAUCAUUGAUGCAAGGCUAAAGAUGUAUAAACAUUCGAACAACAAGACAAUGACAAGUGGGGCAAUAGCAGCGAUGCUCUCUACAAUUUUGUACUCUCGUCGUUUUUUCCCCUACUAUGUGUACAACAUUAUUGGUGGACUAGAUGAACAUGGGAAGGGUGCGGUAUACAGUUUUGACCCUGUUGGAUCCUAUCAGAGAGAUACUUACAAAGCUGGAGGCUCAGCAAGUGCAAUGCUGCAGCCACUUCUAGAUAACCAGAUUGGAUACAAGAACAUGCAGAAUGUGAAACGUGAAGAACUCUCACUGGAAGAGGCAACCCAGCUAAUAAAAGAUGUUUUCAUCUCUGCAGCUGAGAGAGACAUUUACACUGGUGAUUCUCUGAAGAUCUGCACCAUAACAAAAGAUGGCACCAGAGAGGAUGUGUUCCCUCUUCGCAAAGAUUAAAUCAUGUUGAAAUAUUUGCGAACUGUGGCAGUCCAAUUGUUAAUGUGGAAUAGUCGGUUAUAAUGAUGCUUGCGAGUGUACCAGGCCAGCAUUUCCUUUUCUACCAUUUGAUGUACAAUACUGAAAAAUAAAAUCUCACAUAAGUAA